This is a messenger RNA of Plasmodium malariae, 378 nucleotides long. RefSeq names its product conserved Plasmodium protein, unknown function. The record is from RefSeq and is a predicted model, not a curated record. The transcript has 2 exons. The coding region runs from base 1 to 378 and encodes 125 amino acids. Lineage: Eukaryota; Apicomplexa; Aconoidasida; Haemosporida; Plasmodiidae.
AUGACGAAAGUUAAUAAACCGCCCACUACUAGCAACCCGAAUAUUAAAUUAAAGAAGCUUAAUUCUAAAGAAGAAGAAGAUAAUAAUAAUAAUAAUAAUAUACCGGUUAAAAAAACAGUAAUCGCGAAAAAUAUUAAGGUUGUAAAAAAACCUGAAGAAAAUAAUUCUCCAAAAAAAAGUGAUAGCGAAAGUAUACCAAAAGAACAAAUUAAAAAAGAUGUAAUUAAUGAAGAAGAUAAAUCAAAAAAUAUUACAGAAAAUAAAACAAAAGGUGAUACUGAAUCAAAUUCAAAAAAUAAUACUGAUAAUAAUGAAAAUGUACAACAAUUGGGGUACUUUUCAUGGUUAUGGAAAUAUUUUCCAAAAAAAAAUUCAUAA